Ilyonectria robusta is the source of this 2427-nucleotide messenger RNA. RefSeq lists its product as uncharacterized. The transcript has 2 exons. The record is from RefSeq and is a predicted model, not a curated record. Gene Ontology annotation, biological process: protein desumoylation. Gene Ontology annotation, molecular function: deSUMOylase activity. NCBI's taxonomy places the organism in Eukaryota, Fungi, Ascomycota, Sordariomycetes, Hypocreales, Nectriaceae. Gene Ontology annotation, cellular component: nucleus. Bases 1 to 2427 code for a protein of 808 amino acids.
AUGAUAUCUAGCGUUUGCUUGGUUGUCUCCGGCCUUACGGGCCGGAUAGGACGAUGGAUCAGCCCAAAGUCGUACGAAGUGGCAGAGUUCCGGUCCUACCUCAAUGAUAAUCAGGUCGUCAACAAGCGUGUUAAACUAAGCUGCGAUGAGGAAGAUGCUCAGAUUCGCUGGAUCGACCGGAAUGGUCUCAGCGACCUUAUUGACGACUACAAGGCCUUUGCUAAAGGAAUUGGCAAGGUCUGGGAGUCUAUCGAAUCCCACAACUCUCGGCAGGAGAUGAACAAGAUUCUGGAGCCACUCCGCUAUUCCUUAGCCGACAACGACAAUGAUCGUGCACUUUUGAACAGUACCGACGGCCAUGAUCUCUGCCAACUCUUUUCACUCCAGUUCAAGCGUGCCUUCGACACACUCGACAACGUUUACGAAAUCGGCAUCAUAGUGAAGAUCCGAGACAGCAACGACCUUGUCCCCCCUAUCUUGGACUACAAACUUACACCCCCGGGCCUUGACACCAUGAACUCAAUCAAGGCAUUCUUGUCUGCCCCAGCACUCCCCGCCAUCUGCAAAGAAAUCCUUCAGAUAUCGAACAAGGGCCACAUCCAGAUUUCCGAAUCUUUUAUAGACCGGAUGAUACUCGACCUUGAGGCCAUCACACACAACAUCCCCGCACCUAGUUACGUCCUCUCGAGCCAAUUCCGCGAUAAACUCCAGCAGACUUUUCCUCCUCCUAAACGUACUGACUUGGAUACACAUCUUCUUCUCCCCGGCGCUUUCCCCGACGCCGAAGAACCUCAGCCUCAGCCUCAACCCGAACCUACCCCGGUUGAACAACCUCGCAAGGUGCCAUCACCUGUGCUGCAACCACCCGAAUAUUUCCCUCCAGUCGUUUCGCGACCAAACUAUGACAAGGCCGACUUUCUCCGAGCCGACCUUUUAGAAGCGUCGAUUGCUCAAAUAACCCCUGAGCAAUACCGUAAACACUUUUAUAACGAAAGCGAGGAGCAUCGCGCUCUUAAGGGCAACUACAUCGCUGAGUUCUCACCCAAGGUGCCCCUCACCGUGAGUGAAGCCGGAACGAUAAAGUCAAUCCUCAAGAGCAAGCGUAAGCAUCCGUCGAGAUGCACUCCUAAACGGUUGGGAAUUAGACGCCCGCCGAAGGCAGUACGAUUCACAGACUCCACCUAUAGCCCGCAACCAAGAUCCCAGAUUGGACUCGACGUCCAAAGGAUAUCUAAGAAGAACGAAGACUCUACACAAGCGAAGACGAGUGAACCUGAUAACACUCAAAUUCAACCCCCCACCGAGACGGAAAGAUUCCGUGAUGACAGCCCCGAGACUCAAAUCGAGAAGGAUUUUAAGACGCGGCUCCUGAAUGAGGAAGAAGUCCUCGAGUGGUCGAAGGUACAUUCUCGUCGCACACCACUGACUUUCCGGUUCAACAAAAAGGAAGAUCGAAUUGGCCCGUCGACCCGCAUUGAUGAACUGUUUGCGAUACCUUCCAUCAAACCCCUCGAGAUCAGUGACGACUCCAAGGCUGGAAUCGCGCUCCGAAAAGAGCAAGCAGCACUAAAGGCUGCUGAAGAAGCUCGCCGGGCUGCCGAGGCAGCAAGACGUGCGGCCGAAGAGAAGGCUCGACGCGAGCUGGAGGAGCGUCUGGCCACUUCUGGAGGACUUCGAGUGCCUACUCAGACGCUUGUCUCGGCGGUGCCCCCUGCGUGGCAGACACGAGCCCAAGAUACCCUCCGUGUUACAGGGACGGCUAUAUUGGCGACUACUGGAGAAGGCACGGAGCUGCGGCGACAUGAUUUUGCCAAAGUGGUCCCAGCUACAGAAUGGUUGAACGAUGAGAUUGUCAAUGGAUCUCUCAACUGGCUCGACCAAGCCGUCAACUCGGCCGCUGGCAUUAAGGAUGUCAAGAAGAGCACGAGAAAAUGCUUGACCAUGUCGUCUUUCUUCUUCAAGCGACUACAGGACCAAGGCGUGUCACGAACUCAGCGAACUCUGCGACGAUAUGGAGUCGAGAAAAAUAACCUGCUCGACGUUGACACCAUCUUGGUGCCUAUUUGCGAGCGUUCACAUUGGACCCUCCUUGUUGUCCGCCCCUCAAAGCGGACGGUGGCCCACAUGGACUCGCUGAACCCUCGCGGCAACGCCUCAUACGCCAACCUCGGGCUUGCCUGGAUGAAGGAUGUGUUGGAGGAAAAGUUUCAGGAGGCGGAGUGGAGGGUGAUGCGUCACGAAGCCCCCAUGCAAACCAAUGGAUACGACUGCGGAGUCCACACCAUCACCAACGGCAUGUGCUUGGCUUUAGGACUCAGCCCCAUUGAUUCUUACGUGGCAGAAGACAUGCCCGAACAGCGAAUUCGGCUCGCGUGUAUGUUGUUGAAUGGCGGCUUCAAGGGAGAGUUUGACUUGCGAGUAUAUUGA